CGCGCCCCUCCCGCGCCGCGCUUCCCGCGAGGCCAGGCGGGAGGAAGCGGUCUCCCGGCAGCCGCGAGUGGACGCCGCCGAGGCCCGCGCGCCAGCCCGCAGGUGCAGCCCAGCAGGGACCCAGGCUCCUCGGAGGAUGGUGCGGAUCUUGGCCAAUGGGGAGAUUGUGCAGGACGACGACCCCCGUGUGAGGACCACCACCCCACUGCAUCGGAGCACCCCUCGCCAGAGCUUUCUCAACAGGGGCCAUGGUACCCUCCCGGGGGGUCUGGGUCCCCGCCAGCAGCAGUUGGGGGCCAGGUUGGGUGCUGCUCAGUCCCCCUUCAAUGACCUCAACCGGCAGCUGGUGAACAUGGGCUUCCCCCAGUGGCAUCUUGGCAACCACGCUGUGGAGCCGGUGACCUCCAUCCUGCUCCUCUUCCUGCUCAUGAUGCUCGGAGUUCGUGGACUCCUGCUGGUGGGCCUCGUCUACCUGGUGUCCCAUUUGAGUCAGCGGUGACCUCUGGGGGUGGGUGGGAAAGGUAUCUGUGGGGCAGGCACAUGGGUUUGGGAUCUGGUGAUGCCUUGAAGGUAAGGUCAAAGAAGGGACCACAGGUGUGUGUGUUUCCAUGUGUGUUAAGCAUGAUGCAGAGGGAGAUUCUAGGCCAGUAUUCCCAAAGUAUUGGGCAAAUACUUGGGUCCUUGAGAUGUUUUUAGGUGGUGUAGGGCCUGCAUUAAAUGAUACAGAAUCAGACUGAGAAAUGCAUUCCCUCUCCAAUUCUCUUUCAAUCCAUUUAUGCCAAGAAGAAAGUCUCAGUUUGGUGCCAAUAUGAAAUAACACCUUUGGAGCCUCUGUUGACUUCUCCUUUUACUAGGGAAAAGGCCUUGGGCUUAGGGCAGGUGGGAAAAGUUUCCAGACUUUUAUAGUACUAUUUGCUUUAAUUGUAUUUUUUAUUGGCUUCCUUUUAUUUAUGACAGAUGAUACUGGCAUGCUAUGUAUUGUGGUGACAUUUUCAAUAAAUAGAUUUAAGUAAAAAUGA
Messenger RNA from Choloepus didactylus (southern two-toed sloth), 1019 nucleotides. RefSeq names its product family with sequence similarity 241 member B (gene FAM241B). The transcript has 3 exons. The coding region runs from base 137 to 499 and encodes 120 amino acids. The record is from RefSeq and is a predicted model, not a curated record. Gene Ontology annotation, cellular component: intracellular membrane-bounded organelle. NCBI's taxonomy places the organism in Eukaryota, Metazoa, Chordata, Mammalia, Pilosa, Megalonychidae.